Messenger RNA from Melopsittacus undulatus (budgerigar), 1583 nucleotides. It is a transcript of the gene GDF2, whose product is annotated as growth differentiation factor 2. Gene Ontology annotation, biological process: BMP signaling pathway. The transcript is spliced from 2 exons. NCBI's taxonomy places the organism in Eukaryota, Metazoa, Chordata, Aves, Psittaciformes, Psittaculidae. Gene Ontology annotation, cellular component: extracellular region. Bases 92 to 1378 code for a protein of 428 amino acids. Gene Ontology annotation, molecular function: growth factor activity; cytokine activity. The record is from RefSeq and is a predicted model, not a curated record.
CCUUUCCCCUGUCUGUAAUGAAACAAGACUUUUAAACAGCUAAAAUACCCUUAUCCUCUUGUCUCCCCACAAGAAAGUAAAUAUAGAAGAAAUGCAUUAUUUUGGGGUAUUAGCUGCACUGUCUGUUUUCAACAUCAUUGCCUGUUUGACAAGAGGCAAGCCUUUGGAAGAUUGGAACAAGUUACCAGUUAUGGGAAAGUCUGAUGCACACUUUCAUGAUUCUGAGGAAGUGGAAAGUGAGACUCAUUUCGACUUUAAAUCUGUCCUGGAGAAUAUGAAGAUGGAUUUACUAAGGAGUUUGAAUUUGUCAAGAGUCCCCUCGCAAGUGAAGACCAAAGAAGAACCACCACAGUUCAUGAUUGAUUUAUACAACAGAUAUACUGCAGACAAGUCCUCCAUCCCUGCAUCCAAUAUUGUGAGGAGCUUCAGUACUGAAGAUGUUAUUUCUUUAGCUUCACCAGAAGAAAAUCCAUUUCAGAAGCACAUCUUGCUCUUCAACAUCACUAUUCCACGAUAUGAGGAAAUCACCAGAGCUGAACUGAGAAUAUAUAUCUCUUGUCACAGGGAAGUUGCAUCUCUCUCUAAGCUGGAAGGCAACAUGGUCAUUUAUGAUGUUCUAGGUGGUGACCAUUGGGAUAACCCAGAAAAUACCAAAUCUUUCCUUGUCUCCCACAAUAUCCAGGAAUGCGGUUGGAAGAUAUUGGAAGUGUCCAGCGCUGUGAAAAGAUGGGUCAGGGCAGACAAACUGAAGACUAAAAACAAGCUAGAGGUUGUCAUAGAGAGUAAGGCUCUGGGUGGUUUCACUUGUGGGAAGCUGGCUAUCAGUGUUAACCCUGAUACUAAAAAUCUGCCUCUGUUAAUAGUGUUCUCCAAUGACCGCAACAAUGGGACAAAAGAGACCAAAGGGGAGCUCCGGGAAAUGAUUGUUCAUGAACAAGAAAGUGUGCUGAAGAAACUAGGGAAGAACAACACUUCAUCUGAAGAGCUAGAACAGGGAGAGGAAAAGGCCAUCACUGGGCACCAUCAGCAUUCCUCCAGAACCAAGAGAAGCAUUGGAGCCAACCACUGCAGGAGAACAUCCCUCCAUGUCAAUUUUGAGGAGAUUGGUUGGGAUUCCUGGAUCAUUGCACCAAAAGAUUAUGAGGCUUUUGAGUGUAAAGGAGGUUGUUUCUUCCCUCUGACAGAUAAUGUUACCCCAACGAAACAUGCUAUUGUCCAAACGCUGGUGCACCUCCAAAACCCAAAGAAAGCUUCCAAGGCCUGCUGUGUUCCAACCAAACUGGAUUCAAUCUCCAUUCUUUAUAAGGAUGAUGCUGGUGUGCCCACUUUGAUAUACAACUACGAAGGGAUGAAAGUGGCAGAAUGUGGCUGCAGGUAGUAUACAAAGCAGAAUCUCUAAGAAUAAGAAUACCCACAUUUUCUGUUAUAUGUAAAUCUGUACAUUAGUGGUACAAAUGAAAAUCCUUGCAAACAAUGUUUGGAGCAGGGUAUGGGCCUGGUUGUUGCUAUUGCUGCUUGUUUUAAAGGAAAACUGGCAUUUAAAGAACGGCAAUCAUUGUAAAUAGCCUGCAUUAUACAUAUCA